Neurospora hispaniola is the source of this 1810-nucleotide messenger RNA. RefSeq names its product PCI-domain-containing protein. The coding region runs from base 122 to 1567 and encodes 481 amino acids. Lineage: Eukaryota; Fungi; Ascomycota; Sordariomycetes; Sordariales; Sordariaceae. The transcript has 4 exons. The record is from RefSeq and is a predicted model, not a curated record. Gene Ontology annotation, cellular component: COP9 signalosome.
CGACCACUACCCUACACUGCAGCGACAGCAUAACGGCAGCAAUCAUUUACUGGAUUGUUUUGGUUUGCUUAGCUUACAUCAUAUCAACAACACGUCUAGCUUCACGGCCGAAUCUAGCAACAUGGACGACCGCAAAUUAGCCUUCUUCACGGCUAUUGAGGAUCAAGGCGGCGUCAUCGUCAAAGAGACACCAAAAUUCGACCUUGAUCUUUACAUCCAGAAUUACAAAGGACGUACACGGUUCGAACGUCUUUUCCAUGUUGGCAGGAGCUCGGUACCGCUAUGUGUCGAUGCACUCAAAGCUGCCGUACAGGAGGCCAAGGCUGGCAGCGACAUUCUUAGGUACCAAAUGGCAGUCAACUCCCUCUUCCAAGCAGCUCCCAACGAGCCCGAAGCCUCGUUGGAUAAGGCAUGGAUGGAAUCCAAGGAAAAGGAGAAUCGAGACACUACGGCUCAUCUACAAGCAGAGCUUCAAGGUUACAAGAACAACUUGAUCAAAGAAAGCAUCAGGAUGGGCAAUGAGGAUCUAGGGAAGCACUUUGAAGCCAUCGGCGAUGUCGAGGCUGCCAUGGAUAGCUUUUGGAAGAUGAGGACGGAUGUUAGCUCGACAGAACAGCUUGUCGACCUUGGGAAGCUCCUUGUCCGAGUGGCGAUUGAACGCCGCGACUGGAAAUCCAUCGGCAAUCACCUGAAGCCCCUCAAUUCGGUAAACGACUCAGACCCGAAAGCCAAAGCCCUCAAAACAUACAGCAAGAUUGCGCAUGGCAUCGCGGCGCUAGGUCAGGAACGCUACAAGGAGGCGGCGUUUUGCUUUGUCGAAGCCAGCUCCGGCGUGCCUCCCGAGAUUUACAACCAGAUUGCCAGCCCGAACGACGUUGCCAUCUACGGCGGUCUGUUGGCGCUUGCCACUAUGGAUAGGCACGAGCUGCAGGCCAACCUUUUGGACAAUGACUCUUUCCGCGAGUUUUUGCAACGAGAACCACACAUACGCCGGGCGAUCACACAAUUUGUGAACGGCAGGUAUGCGGCGUGCAUAGAGAUACUGGAGUCAUACCGACCAGACUACCUCCUCGAUAUUUACCUGCAAAAGCACGUGCCCAAGCUGUACGCCGACAUCCGCACCAAGUCCAUCGUCCAGUACCUUAAACCCUUCUCCUGCGUGAGGCUGGACACAAUGCAGAAGGCCUUCAACGGACCGGGCCCCUCGAUUGAGGACGAGCUGUUUACCAUGAUCGAAGACGGGAAGCUGAACGCUCGGAUCGAUGCCAUCAACAAGGUUCGUUACUACCUGCCUCUAUUUCUCCAGCGCAGUGCUUUUUUUUUCAUGCUGACCAGACUUCUUCGUACAACAACAAAGUCUAUCACCCCAAUUUCCACAGACUCUAGACAGCAAAUGCAGUCAAAGGCACUCCAGACCUUGGAGAAUUACGAGAAACAAGCCCUUGACAGAAUCCGGCGCAUGAACAUCAUGGCUGCCGAUCUUGAAGUUAAAGGUUCUCGCAAGCCUGGAGGGAUGAACGACAUUUCGUUCAGCAUGACCACGGAUGACACUGCGAGCUUGGCCUAGGAACCCGAUCUCAAUAACGAGGCCGUCAGAACCUAUCUAGGGAUUCCCCUAGUAUCAGGCAGGAAUAAGGCUCGCUGGAGCCGUGAACAGUAUUCUUAGGUGGGAAAGGAAAAAAGAUGAAACGCUGCCUAAGAUAAAGGAACGGAUAUUUGGACGGUCUGGUGUUCCGGGCAGUAUAACUUGACCGGGGAUUUUUCCUACAUUAUUAUGCUACUGGCGUUCACGAACAGAGGGAUGUAGCUU